AUGGCCACCAUGGAGGGCCCUCCUGGCCUCUCGGGGAUGGCUAGUAGGCAACGCUCCUUCGCGGAUAUGGUGGCGCAUACUCCACAAUCUUUGCCGGAAGUGGAGAUUCCUAUUGAUCGAUCAGCAGCUCCUUUUAAGUUUUCCAUAGUUUUGAAAUUUUUACGUCAACGUCCAUCGCUAGAUGCAAUAAGAUCAUUUAUAUGUUGUCGUUGGGGCCUUGGAUCUCAACUUGUUGUUUCAUCCAUGCAAAGGCCUAGGAGUGUUUUCAUUCAGUUAACAAAUGAAGAAGACUUUAUUAAAGCUUUGUCCAAAGAGAUGUGUGACAUUGAUGGGACUCCUUAUACGGCUUUCCACUGGCAUCCAGAUUUUCAUGAAGAUAAAGAAUCAUCCAUUGUCCCAGUGUGGGUUGUUCUUCCAGGACUUCCUCCUAACUAUUAUCAUGAGGAUUUUUUGAGGAAUAUUACGGCACUGUUUGGAAGACUCCUACGUAGGGAUAAUGCAACUCGGUGUGCAACUCAUACAAAUGGAGCCCGUGUUUGUGUGGAAAUGGACGCAUCAAAAGAAUCGAUGCAUGGGCUUUGGAUUGGAAUUCCAAGAAGAGCAACGAGUAGAUUCCAAGAAAUUGUUUAUGAAACACUACCGGCUUAUUGUGGAAAAUGUAAUAUGCAGGGAGACAAUUCUUAG
Molecule: messenger RNA, 684 nt
Organism: Juglans regia (Persian walnut)
Lineage: Eukaryota; Viridiplantae; Streptophyta; Magnoliopsida; Fagales; Juglandaceae
Exons: 2
Coding region: 1-684 (227 amino acids)
Source: RefSeq, a predicted model, not a curated record